Strongyloides ratti is the source of this 3474-nucleotide messenger RNA. RefSeq names its product JNK-interacting protein 1. Gene Ontology annotation, biological process: regulation of JNK cascade. The transcript has 13 exons. NCBI's taxonomy places the organism in Eukaryota, Metazoa, Nematoda, Chromadorea, Rhabditida, Strongyloididae. Gene Ontology annotation, cellular component: cytoplasm. The record is from RefSeq and is a predicted model, not a curated record. Gene Ontology annotation, molecular function: protein binding. The coding region runs from base 1 to 3474 and encodes 1157 amino acids.
AUGAAGUCACAACAAACAUAUACUACAACUAAAAGUGAAACUUCACGUUAUUCUGAUAAAGAACUUUUAGAAUAUGAAAUAGAUAAUAUUUCAAAUGAUAUGAAUCCUCUUCCAAAUGCAGUACUUUCGGAUUUUUUAAAAAAAUAUAAUCAGGAAAGAAUUCAUCAUUUAAAGAAAAAAAAUGAUGAUGAGAUGGAAACAAGUUCUGACAGUGAUGAAGAUUUGUAUAUGCACAAAGUGUUAGCACCAUUGAGAAAGUCAAAAACAACUCCAGGAUUGUAUAAUUCUUCGCAAAUUAGAGAAUAUAAUACCAAAGAAAAAAAGAGUUCUCUACUUCCAUUAUUAAAAUCUCAAACAGCAUUUAAUUUUAUGGAGAUUCAACGAAGUAAAAUUAUAAAAAAUGACAAAACAAAUAAUGAAUGUAGUGAUUCUAAGGAUAAAAUUUGUUUAAUUGAAAAUUGUGUCAUUAACAAUUAUGAAGAAAAUACAAGACCAAUUUUAAAAAAUUAUUGUUGUGAUAAUAUAUAUAAGUCUAAUUGUGAAAUUUCCUUUUCAAAAAAUAUUAAUGAUAAGAUAGAAAUAUUACAAGAAGAUAAAUAUAUUGAAAGGAAAGAAGAGGUGUGUGAAGGGGAAAAAAGUGAUAAAAUUAUCGAAAAUAAAAAAUAUAUUAAAGAUUUUAACAAAGUUGAUGAAAUAAAAGAUAAUAAAAAUAUUUACAUGAAUAGAUGUUGUUUAGAGUCAAACUCAACAAUUAACAAUUUAAAUUUAUAUAAAGUUUGGUCGGUUCCAUCAAACAUUGAUUAUUUUGGAGAAGGAUAUGAUUAUCAAAAUACUCCUACUCUUACUUCCUAUGGAUGGUCAGCACCUGAAUUAGAUGAUAAAUAUAUUUAUCAUACAACUAAUACAUCUAUCUAUUCAUCAAUGUCAAGUAAAUAUAAAAAAGAAAAUAAUAUAAGAAGACAAUCAAUAAUAAAAAAUGCAUUAAAUAUUAUUGGUAAUUCUCUUUACAGUUACAAAGAUUUUGAUGAUGAUGAAGAUGAUGAUUUACAAUUAACAAAAUUUGGAGAUACAAAAUAUUUUGAAAAUAUGGAAAGAAACAUAUCAUUUAUUAAAAAUAAAAUUUCAAAGUCAAUGUCUGAUAGUAAUUUAUUAAAUUUAUAUGAAGAUAAUUUUGACACAACAAUAAUAGAAAAAAAUACUAAACCAGAUAUGACAUAUGAAAAAUUAAAUGAAAAUAAUUUGAUAACUAAGGAUAAAUUAAAUAAAUGUCAUCUUCCCAUAUCUAUUUCAAUGAUUGAAAAUUUUGAAUUAAAAAAGAAUAUUAUUGAUAGAAUUGAGGAAAAUAUGUCUUCUAACCAUGAUAACUAUAAAAAAUUUAAAUAUUUUAGUGAAGAUAAUAAUUCCAUUGAGAAUUUAAAUAUUUCAAGUGAAAAAAAUACAAGAAUAAAUAAUAAAAAUAUUUAUGAAGAAAAUAAUAAAAUAAAAAAUGAAAUGUUAUGGUUAAGAGAAACACAGGUAAAUAAUGAAAAUGAAGUUAAAGCAAAUAAUAAUUAUGACAAUUUCAAAAACGAUAAUUUUAUUGAGUCAUAUAAAAAUGUACCAUCAAAUAGAAUGCAAACAAAAGAAAAUUAUUAUGAUUCAAUAAAUGAGGAAUCAGAAUAUUAUGAUAUUACAAAUGAUGAAUUACAAAAUCAUUUAAUGGCUUCAUGUGAUACUGAAAAUAAAUCACAUAUUGUGGAAGAAAGUGUUAGUUCUUCUUAUCAUAAUCAAUCACCUUCAACUAAUUCUUCAUCAACAUUAUCAAAAAAUGAAAAUGUAUUUGUUAACUAUAAUUCUCAAAAUAGUAAUUCUUUAAAUAAUUUUAUCACAAGUAAAAAUCAAAAUUGUGAUAAAUAUAUUGUUCCCAAUUCAUUGUCAUUUUAUAGUAAAAGCAAUAUUUCAUCAAAUUGCAUAGUAAAUGGAUCAUCAUUAACACCUAUUAAUUCAAUUUCAUCUAUUAGUAGUGGAAGAAAGCGUAUUUUACCAAAACGUCCAGAUUUUAUAGAAUGUAUACCAACUACUCCAAAUAGAAGUGAUAAUCAUGCUGCAACAGCUUCCUGUGCAAUGAGUAAUUAUAGAAUUGAAGAUGAUCUCGUAUAUAAAAGGAAUAGAAAUAUGUUGGAUUUUGUACAAUACAAUUCUGGACCUAAUGUCAAUCAUCAAGAUGGUGGAAAUAACUACUACAGUACUCAAAUAAAUAAUAAUAGAUUUAGUAAUUCAAUGUCACAACAAUAUUUAAGUUCAAAUAUGGUACAAAAUAUUCCUGGUUUAUCUCAGGUAUUGCAGACAAAUAAUAAUACAGGAUCUAAUAGAAGUCAUCGUAAACUUCCACCAUUGCCAAUAAAAGCUGAAAUUGCUGCAUUAAUUGAAGGAAUAGCAAAACCUCUUCCACCAUCAAUAUCUUCUUUAAUGAAUCCCUCAAAUCAUAUACCACAACAAGGACAUUCAUCAAUAAAUUCAACUAAUAAACCCGUUAGUUUAGAUUAUGAUGUUCAUAUAGAACCUCAAAUGCAACAUAGUCCUUGUUAUCCAUAUAUUAAAGCAAAUACAUUAAAUGGUAGAAAUUCUGGUGAUCAUCAGUUAUGUUAUGGUAUAGAAUCAACUAUUAUUCGAUCAACUUGUACUAUUGAAGAUAGUUAUUAUGAAGAUGGUUUAAAUGGAAAUGCUCAAGGCAGUGUAAAACAAGUUAUACAUACAAAUAAUGAUGAUAGUUCUGGUGUUUCAAGUUGUUGUACAAAUAUUGAUAAUUUAAAUCCAACUCAUCGUGUUCAGAAUAUAUUUAUUCCAAGACAUGAUGAUGAAAUAUUACUUGAAAUUGGUGAUGCAAUACAUGUUGAAAGAGAAUAUGAUGAUCAUUGGUGUUUUGGUACAAAUCUUCGUACUGGAAAACAUGGUAUAUUUCCAUCAGCACAUAUAUGUGAAAUUGAUUUAGUUGAAGAAAUUUGUAUGGGUGCUUUAAAUUGUAAUCCAGCAAAACAAUUACAAGAAGAUAGAGAUACAUUUUAUUUAACAAUGUUAGCAUCAAUUGAAGUUGCUCAUCAUAAAGGAAAUGAUGUUCUUGUUCAAGCAAUAAACAAAGUAAUGUCAUGUUAUCAAAACAAGGAAGAAAUUUUAGUACCACAAACUGUUUUGAUGGAAGUAUCAUUAAGAGGAAUUCAUGUUAUUGAUAAAAAAAAGAAAAAUUUCUUUCGUUGUCCAACAUUUGAUUUCUUUUUCUCUCUUCAAAAUAUCUCAUUUUGUGGGGCACACCCAAAACAUUUAAAAUAUUUUGGUUUUAUUACCAAACAUCCAUUAUUACCAAGAUUUGCUUGUCAUGUAUUUUUAUCAAAUCAAUCAACACAACCAAUUGUGGAAGCAAUUGGUAGAGCUUUUAAAAGAAGUUAUGAUGAAUAUAUGGCAUUUGCUCAUCCAACAGAAGAUAUCUAUAUUGAGUAA